AGCGACCUUCGCACUCCCGCAGAACUUUACCCACAAGCACGCGCAAUGAAGCGAAAGAUUAUCAUGCAUAUUGGCCCAACUAACUCGGGAAAAACUUAUGCUGCUUUGGAGCGAUAUAAAGCGGUAGACUCUGCCAUUUACUGUGGACCGUUACGAUUGCUUGCCCAAGAAGUAUAUCAACGGAUGAACGCAGCUGGGAUUGCAUGCAAUCUAUUGACGGGUGAAGAGCGACGAGUUAGUGAUGGAGUUGACAAAUGGAGUUGUACUGUCGAAAUGGCUUUGGUAAACCGAGAAUUUGAUGUCGCCGUGGUGGAUGAAAUUCAGCUAAUAGGCGAUCAACAGCGUGGAUGGGCGUGGACGCAUGCGCUUUUGGCACUACAAGCAAAAGAAGUGCAUCUUUGUGGCGAAGGAACUACGCUUGAUAUUGUUCGUAAACUAUGCAAAACAACUGGAGAUACGCUAGAGAUUAAUGAGUAUGAGCGACUGACCUCGUUAACUGUCGCGCAAAAAUCACUUGAAGGAAACUUUAAUCAAAUUAAGCCUGGUGAUGCUAUUAUUGCAUUUUCUCGAAAAAAUGUAUUUAAUGCAAAGCAAUUUGUGGAACUCAAUACGCCAUACAAAGCAGCUAUUAUUUAUGGUGGGCUCCCUCCUGAAUCUCGAGCCGAUCAGGCAAAAUUGUUCAACGAUCCAGAGAGCGAUCGUCAAGUAUUGGUUGCGUCAGAUGCCAUUGGUAUGGGCCUCAACUUGAAUAUUAGACGUAUUGUGUUUUACACAAUGCAAAAAUUCAAUGGAACCAAAAUUAUACCAUUGACUGUUUCACAGACAAAGCAAAUUGCCGGUCGAGCUGGGAGAUUUGGCACACAAUGGGAAAAUGGCCAAGUCACUUGUUUAGAGACCAAGGAUAUGGCUUUGCUGCAUGCAAGUAUGAAAAUGACAGCACCUCGUAUUAUGUCUGUCGGUAUUACUCCUACAGUUGAACAAGUUGAACAGUUUUCCAACUCGCUUCCAAACGAUACUUAUGCUACACUUUUGGACAAAUUUGAAGAUCUUGCUCAACUUGAUGGUAAUUACUUUAUGUGCAAUCUUGAUCACCAUCGUGCCAUUGCAAAGCUUAUCCAAACCAUCCCGUUGAAUAUUCGUGAUCGGUAUCACUUUGUUCAAUCGCCUUGCAAUCCCGAAGAGCCGUUUAUCAAGGCUGCAAUUGUCAAAUUUGCUCGUGCACACAGUAUGGGAGAAGAAUUGUCUCUGGAUCAGGUAAUGCUAUCUGAUGAGGAAUAUAUUGAUCACAGCGACAGCCCCACCACCAAAUUAAAUGCUCUCGAGGUAAAACAUCGAGUUACAAUUCUCUAUCUGUGGCUGAGGUAA
Batrachochytrium dendrobatidis JAM81 is the source of this 1365-nucleotide messenger RNA. Its product is annotated as ATP-dependent RNA helicase SUV3. Gene Ontology annotation, biological process: mitochondrial RNA 3'-end processing; RNA catabolic process. Lineage: Eukaryota; Fungi; Chytridiomycota; Chytridiomycetes; Rhizophydiales. The transcript is spliced from 5 exons. Gene Ontology annotation, molecular function: ATP binding; RNA helicase activity. Gene Ontology annotation, cellular component: mitochondrial degradosome. The record is from RefSeq and is a predicted model, not a curated record. The annotation marks the transcript as partial.